UAUCUUUUAUUAUUAUCUGCGCUUUGUCUUAGUUGUUGUUCUUUAUGUGCAUCCAUUGCUGCAGCUUAUCGUUUGUUGUCGUUGUUGUUGCCACCCGCUAAAUUGGCCGUUAAGAUGCUAAAGAUGCGGAUUUUGGUGAUUUAGCAAGUUGGUCGCCAGCAUUUCCAUUGUUGCCAUUGCCAUAGUUUUUGCUCGUUAACGGGGUUUUCCGGCCCCAGAAACUUGCGGCGGAAAUCGCACUAAUUUCGCCACCUGACGCCAAACGGCUAGCGACAAAAACCACGAGGCUUGAGUCUGAGGCAUAAGGGCUCCCUACCACGCUCUCCGGCGUGUAGGUUUGGAUUGAGUGCAAUGCGAUUUUAUAUAAAUCAAAGCUGCAUAGUACAUAUGACAGCUUCUUUAUGCUGCCCCUGCCCCUACCCCGUUCAAUUGCAACUGGUUUAGAUAGCUGACGUGGCUUUUUGAAUUUGAAAUUUUGAAAGGGUCACACUGUCUUGUCAGUCUUUCCAACAUUCCCAACAUCCAAAAUGAGUUAUUUCAAUUAAUUAAAUUUUUGUUCUUUAAUUUUUAAUUUGCCUGGCAAUACUGGAGCUUUUUUUGGGAGCUGAGGUCUGCAUCUUGCUCAGGUCUCAUUACAAUUUUCUUCCUAGUCGGUUGAAGACCUCCCGCAAAUAAAAAAUGGACUCAGGUGAUAAUCCAGAUGAUCGACAACAACAAAAACAACCAGAGCAGCAGGCUCCAUCGGCCAAGCGUCGACGUCUGCGCCCGACGUUGGCUCAGCAAAACGCCGAGCUAAAAGAGAAAAUGGAGCAGCUGACAGUGGAGUGCAAUGCGCUGAAAACCGAGCUUGACAAUGUGAAGAUGGAGCUGUCGAAAACCAAUUUGGAGAAGACGUUGUUGGCGACCUCAUUCGAGAAGGUGGAGGGCUAUUUCCGCACCCUGCUCGGUGGUGCGCCGUUCGCCAGCUUGAAGACACAGUUGGAUCUUCUGCUUGAGCAAGGUCAGCAGAUUCACUCUCGCUUGGCGGUGAAGAAUGAGCCGCCACAACUGAAGACGAUCGCAACUUUAGCCGUGUUGCAGAACCAAUUGAACAAGAAGGACAAGGUCCGAGAGGAGCUGCGCAUCCAGUUGCAGGAAACGGUCGCCACUAUUGAGGCUCUUACUCGAGCAUUCAGCCACGACCUGGCGCAGGAGUCGCAAAAGCGCGUCGAUUUGGAGCUAACCCUCGACAGGAUGCUGCGCACCAUGGAGAACGUUAUGUCCUGCUCGGUAUGCCUGCUGCAGUGGACCGAUGCUGGGGAACAUCGGCUCGUCUCAUUGCCAUGCGGCCACAUCUACGGCGAGAACUGCAUACUGAGAUCCCUCGAGCAUUACCGGCACUGUCCACAAUGUCGCACACCGUGCUCCAGCUCCGAUGUGUGUCGCCUUUUCAUCAAUCUAUCGGAUUAACUAUGUGCAUACUCAGACAUGCACACAAUGAGACAUGCAAGCAUAAAGUUACACACACACGCACACAUGUACAUACACCUAUUCAUUCACACAUACAGACAUACGCACACA
This is a messenger RNA of Drosophila novamexicana, 1560 nucleotides long. Its product is annotated as E3 ubiquitin-protein ligase rnf8-like. The record is from RefSeq and is a predicted model, not a curated record. Gene Ontology annotation, biological process: interstrand cross-link repair; protein ubiquitination. Gene Ontology annotation, cellular component: nucleus. Lineage: Eukaryota; Metazoa; Arthropoda; Insecta; Diptera; Drosophilidae. Gene Ontology annotation, molecular function: ubiquitin protein ligase activity. The transcript is spliced from 2 exons. Bases 679 to 1449 code for a protein of 256 amino acids.